Molecule: messenger RNA, 921 nt
Organism: Zymoseptoria tritici IPO323
Lineage: Eukaryota; Fungi; Ascomycota; Dothideomycetes; Mycosphaerellales; Mycosphaerellaceae
Exons: 3
Cellular component (GO): cytosol; cytoplasm; nucleus
Molecular function (GO): manganese ion binding; arginase activity
Source: RefSeq, a predicted model, not a curated record
CCUAAGUGAUAAUAUAGUCGAUGAAGAGCCCACCAUGAAUUUUACUAUGAAAGGGAGGGAGUCCGCUUCGAAUCGUCUUCGAUUUUUGUUCUUCGACUUCACCACCACCGAAAACGCGGACAUCGAUCCACAUUGAGAAUUCUUGACGCGACGUCUCCUCGAUAAACACAUUCUCCGACGUUGAUUGUUUCAGUAUACCUGAGCAUCUACUCCUGCGAGACCUCAUCAACAUGGACGCCAGCACCAUCCAAACCAAAUUCCUCGACAAGCCCAACGAGCUCGGUCUCGUUGCGGUGGGCUUCUCAGGCGGACAAUGCAAACCCGGCACCGACGCCGCCCCCAUGGCCCUCAUCGAAGCCGGCCUCGUCGACCAACUCCGCACCGACCUCGAAUACAACGUCUUCCACGACAACAAAGUCCAUGCCUACACCGACCUCAUCCCAGCCUCCGACCCGGACCACCGCAACAUGAAGAAACCCCGCGCCGUCUCCGCCGUGACCCAACAGCUCAGCAGUCAAGUCUACGCCCACUCCCGCGAAGGCCGCUUCGUGCUGACCCUCGGCGGCGACCACUCCAUCGCCGUGGGGACCAUCUCGGGAACCGCCAAGGCCACCCGUGAACGUCUGGGGCGGGACAUUGCGGUGAUCUGGGUGGACGCCCACGCGGAUAUCAAUACGCCGGAGACGAGCGAUAGUGGGAAUAUUCAUGGGAUGCCGGUGGCGUUCUUGACGGGACUGGCGAGGGAUGAGGAGGAUCAGCCGUUUGGGUGGUUGAGGGACGAGCAUCGCUUCAGCACUACGAAACUGGUGUAUAUCGGUUUGAGAGAUGUGGAUCGUGGAGAGAAGAAGAUUCUUCGAGACAACAACAUCAAAGCGUUUUCGAUGCACGAUAUCGAUCGGUAUGGAAUCGGGAAGGUGAUGG